AUGGAUGCUGCAAAUCCACCGCUAGCAUCUGGUCCGAGAUAUCGGCCCAUGAACCGUGAGAAAAACGAGUUCCGACUUCUCAAAAUUCUCCCUCCGAGUAACUCUCUACAUGGAGAUUCCGAUCCUCUCGCAUUCUCAAUCGAUCCUAUUCGCUGUGAGCUUCAAUAUGAGCUGCUUCCGGGCCUGUUAGCUAAAUCAAACCUAGAAGAGGCUUCCCUGUUUUCAUUUAUGAAAUUGAUGAUGGAUGAUUCAGAUGAUCCUAAAAUAAUUGACAACAUAAAAUUAUUCCGAAGUUUAUUCAGCUUUGGUGAAUCGAUUGAUGAAAAGAGCUAUUGCGAGCUCAGCAAAGAAAGAAAAGAAGCGCUAUAUGAGCACUACAAAAGCACUCAAAAAGCACUAGAGAACUGGAGACCUGAAGGAAUUAACCUUAACAAAAAAUCCUUUAAAGAAUGGCUUGUCACUUGCAUUUGGGCUCUUUUAGACGGCGAUGAAGGCCAGCGCCAAUCGUUGUCAUAUUAUGCGCUCUCUUAUGUUUGGAAUGAAACACCACAAACAAUAUUAGGGAAGGAUUAUCACGGGAUGGAGGCCCUGUUUACGAGAGCAGAAUUGGUGGCAACUUUUGAAACAACGAGCGAGAAAGCCAAUAUGACACCGGAACGAAUCGAUGUAGAUUUUGGCAGCUUUGGUAAUGAUGUGAAUGAAUACCGUCAGAUUGUUGUGGAUGGUGUGCCUGUUCUGAUUGGCAAAAAUCUUGAGAAAGCUUUGCGUACACUACGGGAGAUACCAGACAUCGCAAAUGGAACCAGAAUUUGGGUUGAUGCGCUUUGUAUAAAUCAACAAGAUAUUGAAGAAAGAAACUUCGAGGUUAGACGCAUGAGCGAGAUUUAUCAGAAGGCCAGUCGUGUGAUCUCAUAUCUUGGAGAUGAAAGUGAUGAAUCUGGUCAUAUCCUCGAAUUUAUGGAUUCGAUUGGUGAAGUAAUGGAGCGGCCACAAGCUAUGGCUUCUUUAGCGGCCGAUUUUCUCAAAAAUAUGCAAGUCGACAUGGCGUUUUUUAUGGCCAAGCUUCUGCAACGGAAAUAUUUCAGUCGUAUUUGGAUUGUUCAAGAAAUUGUGCUAGGUAGUGUCGAAAGCAUAGUGAUAUGUGGAGCAAGGCGAUUUUCAUGGGAGAAUGUAAUGCGAUGUGGAAGGGUAUUGAUCGAGGGAAUUAAUGCUAGAUAUCCCAACAAUAUGGGCCUAAGACUUCAUCCCAUGAAAAGUAUGAGCGAAGGUGAUGAAUACUUGACGUUUGGGGAUUUGCAUGUCGGACUAACAAAGCUACAAAUGCUAAGAACUGCAAUUAUUGAGUCUCAACUGGAUGAUAUCGUCGGACAGCCUGUAUUGGGCUACGAUCCUUUUUGGCUUCGGAUCCCAAGUAGCUAUGAAGCUUCAGAUUCGAGAGAUCUAAUUUAUGGAAUGAUGAGCCUUUUACCAAGUUGGCUUACCGAUUUGAUCAAUGUUAACUACUCAACAAACAACCACUUUGUGGAUGUUAUGAGAUCAUUCGCUGAAGCAUAUAUUAAGAGCACUCAAUCCUUGCAGUGGAUAUUGCGAAGAUAUCAUACGCCAUUUCUAGGUUAUAAAGAAUGGCCUACUUGGGUUCCAAAUUUGACACAGAAACUUAAUGAUACUCACUGGCAGUGGUCAAUAAAUACUAAAAAUCAAGCUUGUUCGGGUAUUCCAAUAGAAACAUCCUUUGAAAAAGAUGAGGUAUCAGGACGGCACCUUCUAGUUUGCAAAGGCAUACAGAUCGAUGUGAUUGAUAUGGCCACGGAAAAUAACCUGAUGAAAAGUCUUCAAGACAGUCCUCAGGAUAUCGAUUCCACUCGAGACCCGCACCAUUUUAUGAUUCCUGACUUUGAUGAUUCAGAAGAAGAAGAAAGAAGGCAUCCAUCUAAUGACCAUAAGGAACCAAUAUCUAAAACUCACCAAUAUGGCAACAUGGAAGACCUCAAAGCGGCACUCAACUCAUGCCUCUCCUGUGUAGGAUUAAGAUUGAAACAAGGGCAAAACAUCUUUAAUUUUCCCCUCGAUAUUUUCGACGAUGAAGCUCUCCCACAGGCGCCGCACGUACAUGCGGUUAGAUAUCCAAUAAUCUCUCUGUUCAACCAGUUACGUCGAACCUUCUCAUCAAUUCCUCUAUGGGGCACUACUUUCAAAGAGCUUUUUCCCGAAAAAGCUGCAGACGUUGAGUCAAGUAGUUACUCGAAUCCGGUUAUGAAUACAAAGGCGGCUAUUUUUGGGAGGCUUUUCAUUACAGAAAGUGGUUAUAUUGGGAUGACACUGGGGAGUAUAAGAAGUGGGGACGAGGUGUGGUUAUUAGCUGGGUGUGAUGUGCCUGUAUUGUUUAGGAAGAGUCAAAAAGUGAUGGGAGCAUAUGAACUGCUGGGCGGAGUCUGCAUCCCGGGAAUUAUGAAAGGAGAGGCGUUAGAUGGAAGGGCAAAUGUUGAGUUUGAGAAUGUUUCGAUUUGUUAA
Molecule: messenger RNA, 2511 nt
Organism: Botrytis sinoallii
Lineage: Eukaryota; Fungi; Ascomycota; Leotiomycetes; Helotiales; Sclerotiniaceae
Exons: 1
Coding region: 1-2511 (836 amino acids)
Source: RefSeq, a predicted model, not a curated record